AUGGUUAGAGAAAUUAGUAUCGAAGAAGUUAAAAAACACCGCGAUAGUAAAAGCGUUUGGAUAAUUAUACAUAAUGAUGUUUACGAUGUAACAAAUUUUUUGGAAGAGCACCCUGGUGGUGAAGACUCACUUCUAGAAGUAGCUGGAGAAGAUGGCACUCAAAGCUUUGAAGAUGUUGGUCACAGUGCUGAUGCUAGGGAUUUACUAAAGAAAUAUAAGAUUGGUACCUUGCCUCAAGGAGAAAUAAACAAUAAGCUGGCUGACACUGAUAAUAGAUUUUGUUAUGUAAAAUGGCUGAAAAUAUUAAAGCGAGUUGUUCUAGUGCAAAACAACCUCAGAGAAAAAAAAAUGCGACUAGAUGAUCCAUCUUUCGAAGACGAAAUAACUUCUUUAUUGUUGGCUUUGGAUCAGUCAGACGAUGAGAUAGAUAUUGAAAAUUGCUUGUUAUCUGAGGCGGACCCGACAAACUGUCAUGAUAGUGAUUCAGGUGAAGAGGUCAACGACCUUGAAGAUGCAGUCGAUAGUGACAAUUUAGACGCGCCACUUUCUGAAUUACGCACGAACUAUUAUUAUGGGAAAAAUCGUUAUAAGUGGACAAAGACGCCACCGUUAACAAGAGUACGUAUAUCUCAACACAAUAUUAUAUCAGUUCGUACAUCUUCUUCGAACUUGUCAGCCGACUGUGAGAAAGAUCCAUUCAGUAUAUGGAACAAGUUAUUCGACGAUGAAAUGCUCCAUCAAAUUUUGACCUGGACUAAUGCAAAAAUUUAUAUCUACAAAACUAAGUUCGCGCGUAGCAAUCGACCCGAACUGAACGAUUUGGACUUAGUUGAGCUGAAAGCGUUUAUUGGUCUACUAUUUUAUUCUGCUGUUUUGAAGUCGAACCACGAAGACACAAGUUACUUAUUCGCAUUAGAUGGUACAGGCUGUGAGAUAUUCAGGUGUACAAUGUCGGAAACCAGAUUUCUUAUAUUGUUACUGUGCCUUCGUUUCGAUGAUCCUAAUGAAUGUGAUGAGAAGAAAAAGACUGACAAGUUAGCUGCUAUAUCCCCCAUUUUCAACAAGUUCGUAAGUAAUUCGCAACAGUUGUACGAACUAAGUGAAUGUGUAACUGUGGACGAAAUGCUAGUCAAGUUUCGUGGAAGAAGUCACCUAAUAUCAUACAUGCCUAAAAAACCAGGUAAAUAUGGUCUAGUGAUACGAGCAUUAUGCGACGCUAAGAACUUUUAUUUUUAUAAUGGCUAUGUAUAUUCUGGAAAAGACUCCGAUGGUAUUGGGUUGACAGUAGAAGAAAAGAAAUUCCUAGUCCCCACACAUUGUUGUUUACACACAUUGAAGAAUAUGGAAAAGGAAAAAACAUGGAGAACAUAUGAUGGAUCCUCAAGAAGCCGAUCAAGGUCGCCCAAACCUGAGCGUAAUCUUCCAUGUUCACCGAGACCAGAAAAAAGGAUACAGAGGAUUGUAGUUCCACGGGAGAGGUUCAAACUUAAGCUUUCUUUUUCGAAAUUGAAAUGGGCAAUUCUGGCAUUAGCAGGCGCCAUCAUCGUCGGUGUAGUUUUGCGCAAGUACCUGCGUUAA
This is a messenger RNA of Parnassius mnemosyne (clouded apollo), 1578 nucleotides long. Lineage: Eukaryota; Metazoa; Arthropoda; Insecta; Lepidoptera; Papilionidae. The record is from the annotation of a GenBank genome assembly.